ACUCUUCUUCCCUCGGGUAAUCGUGAUUAUGAUGGUCAGUCAACAGUUUUCCGUUUUGAUCGCGGAUCAUACUAGUGCCAAUAAAUAAGGAAUUGUGAUUUCACGUAUGUUCUAUAUAGAAUGGACGACAUAAAGAUGCUUGAUUGUUUCCAUAAAACUGGUUUUCGGGGUAUUUCGCUUUCUGGAAUAAUGAAUGACAAACUAAAUGGAUAAACUGCAAACAACUUUUGCGUUGUAUCUGCAUGCAGUCAGUGGAUACCUUGCCACAGAAGAACACAUUUGGUAUAAGAUCGUUAGAAAUAUGUUUGGAAUUAUAAGGGUUUUGCUGUUGUGGUACAUCUUCUAUGUGAAGCGUGUCGAGUUGGCGUCUUGCGAUGGAGAAUGCUUACCAAUAGCUUGUGAUAAAAAUAAUGUCAUCAAUGGAAAUGAAUCCCCGGAAUUCAACUUAAGAUUACAAUCCACCGAGUGUGAUCACAUUUUGGAAGUAUGUUGCCAACCAAGUAAAAUUACGCCUCUAACACUACUUGCCCCCAUGCGCACCGUCGGUAGUAAAGAAUGUGGCAUCAGGAACGUCGAUGGAGUUGGCUUUCACAUCACGGGAAAUACGGAUGGAGAAUCACAAUACGCUGAACUACCAUGGACUUUAAUGGUACUGACCAAACUGAUUGUACUUGAUGAGUCCAAGCACAUUCACGUGGGUUCUGCCUCACUAAUUUCACCUGGUGUGGCGUUGACUGCCGCUCACAUAAUAUCCAAAGCCUAUAAUGGAGAGAUAUUUGUUCGUGCAGGUGAAUGGGACUUGAAUGGAGAUAAUGAGCUUUUACCAGUAGAGCAUCGUAAAGUAUCUCGAACGAUAAUACACGAAAAAUAUAACUCACAACAUCACAACAACAUUGCUUUGUUGAUAUUUGACAAACCAAUAGAGUCGGAUCAACACAUCCGAUUGAUAUGCCUACCCUCGGUAUCAGCUGAAUAUGACCACCAAGCAUGCCUAACUGGGGGCUGGGGAGAAAGCAAAUUCGAGGAUAAGCAAAUGGUGAACAUUAUGAAAAAAAUUCAAGUUCCCUUGAUUGACAAUGAUCAGUGCGAGAUUGCCUUCAGGACUACAAGGCUGGGACAGAAUUUCAAUUUGGACAAAAGUUACAUCUGCGCUGGAGGAGAGGAGAAUGUUGAUGUUUGCACUGGUGAUGGUGGCGCUCCGCUGAUUUGCCCAGAUUCCAACGGGAUCUACUAUCAAAUCGGUAUAGUUGCAUGGGGAAUAGGAUGUGGUCAGCGGGGUAUACCAGGUGCGUAUACCAAUGUAGGAAUGUUCAAAGAAUGGAUUGAUGAGAAGGUAAAAAUGUUAUAAGAUGUUUGCAAGUAAAUAAAAAUAAUGU
Messenger RNA from Topomyia yanbarensis, 1376 nucleotides. Its product is annotated as phenoloxidase-activating factor 2-like. The transcript is spliced from 5 exons. Gene Ontology annotation, biological process: proteolysis. The record is from RefSeq and is a predicted model, not a curated record. The coding region runs from base 206 to 1348 and encodes 380 amino acids. Gene Ontology annotation, molecular function: serine-type endopeptidase activity. Lineage: Eukaryota; Metazoa; Arthropoda; Insecta; Diptera; Culicidae.